CCCGCCGCCGCCAACCACUCGGCGCCCCCGAAACUGGGGACCAAGCGGCUGCCCCAGGCCCUCAUCGUGGGCGUGAAGAAGGGGGGCACGCGGGCCGUGCUGGAGUUCAUCCGCGUGCACCCGGACGUGCGGGCCUUGGGCACGGAGCCCCACUUCUUCGACAGAAACUACGGGCGCGGGCUGGACUGGUACAGGAGCCUGAUGCCGCGGACAGUGGGCAGCCAGAUCACGCUGGAGAAGACGCCCAGCUACUUCGUCACCCAGGAGGCCCCGCGGCGAAUCUUCAACAUGUCUCGCGACACCAAGCUGAUCGUGGUGGUGCGGAACCCCGUGACCCGCGCCAUCUCCGACUACACGCAGACGCUGUCCAAGAAGCCGGACAUCCCCACCUUCGAGGGCCUGUCCUUCCGGAACCGCACGCUGGGCCUGGUGGACGUGUCCUGGAACGCCAUCCGCAUCGGGCUGUACGCGCUGCACCUGGAGAGCUGGCUGCGCUACUUCCCGCUGGCCCAGAUCCACUUCGUGAGCGGCGAGCGGCUCAUCACCGACCCCGCCGGCGAGAUGGGCCGCGUGCAGGACUUCCUGGGCGUGAAGCGGCUCAUCACCGACAAGCACUUCUACUUCAACAAGACCAAAGGCUUCCCCUGCUUGAAAAAGACCGAGUCCAGCCUUCUGCCUCGGUGCCUGGGCAAGUCCAAAGGCAGAACUCACGUGCAGAUCGACCCCGAGGUCAUAGACCAGCUCCGGGAGUUUUACAGACCUUACAACAUUAAGUUUUACGAAGCCGUGGGGCAGGACUUCCGGUGGGAAUGA
Pteropus alecto (black flying fox) is the source of this 813-nucleotide messenger RNA. RefSeq names its product heparan sulfate-glucosamine 3-sulfotransferase 2 (gene HS3ST2). Lineage: Eukaryota; Metazoa; Chordata; Mammalia; Chiroptera; Pteropodidae. The record is from RefSeq and is a predicted model, not a curated record. The annotation marks the transcript as partial. The transcript has 2 exons. Gene Ontology annotation, molecular function: [heparan sulfate]-glucosamine 3-sulfotransferase activity.